GUCGAUUCACUUCCCUCCAUCAAUGUUGCAAGGAUUGACUGCUCUCUGAUACAUUGUGGAGAACAUUGUAGAGAAGUUGUUGAAACAUGGAUCAGAUCAUCGAUAUAGACGAUGUCGAGACUGGUAUGCGCUCUUCCAAGAAUUCGGGGAUACUCUUUGGUUGUAUCAGCUCGAACUCGAUAUGCUACGUCGUGAUUACGAUCGCGACUCUGGCCUUCCUCGGCACCAUUGUCUUCAUCUGUAGGGACUACAUAAAACUACUGCUCUAUUGGAUCGAGCAUCAGAACGCCUGGAUCAUCGCUGUGAUCUUCAUAGGUCUGUUCACGGUGGUGUCGUUCCCGAUUGUGAUCGGCUAUCUGUUCCUCAUUGUCGCCAGUGGCUACCUGUUUGGCGUGAUACGCGGCAUGGCGAUCGUCAUACUCUCUGCUAAUCUUGGCAUAGCAAUUGCCCAUGUGACUCUGGGCCUGCUGUCCACCAGGCUACCAAUCGGUGCUCUCCUACAGAGUGAUACGGCGAGAGCGAUACUUCGCGUAAUAUCUGGAUCUCAGGCUUUCAAGAUCGUUCUGUUUGCGCGGCUUACUCCGAUCCCGUUCGGUCUUCAGAAUACUAUUUUUGCAGUCAGUAACAUAGGUGGUUUUCAUUACCACGUAGCCAGCGCGAUAGGUUUACUGCCCGCCCAACUGGUCAACGUUUAUCUGGGCAGUAGUCUCAGAUCGAUGCAGGACGUAUUGGAGGAUAGAUCCACGGCAGCGACUGGCUACGUAGUAUUUUGCUUCCAGAUAUUAGUAGGAGUCUCAUUGAUGGUUUAUAUUGUACAGAAAGCGCGAAAGGAGCUUCAGUUGACAUUGUUCGAGGCCGAUCUCGCGUCCAUGGCGAAUUCCCCUCAUUACAUUCUGGACGGUCUACCAGAUUCCAAGAUAAUUUUAACGAAUCUAAUUGCGUAAUUUUUUUUUUUUUUAAUGAACGCUACAUGCAUUUUUGACAAUUCGUACUUUUAUUACGAGCAACAGUUCUGACUUGUUUCUAGUUAUUAUAAUAUAUUUUUAACGUUAUUAUUCUGUGUAUCUUCCAGAAGUGAAUUGAUUAAGACUUGUUGAUGCUGCUUUCAGAAAUUUAGAGUCUUGAAUGUGACGUUAUGCAGGAAUCUGUUAUCAGAGAUAACACGUAUUAAGUCUUACCAAAGCUAACGUGAUUCUAGUACCAAACAAAGCUCAUAGAGCAUGCGCAGCAUGCGUAUAUAUUUUGUCUAAAAACAAAUGGAUGGAACGAGGAGAUGACACGGAACUGCAAAUCCAAUGUAUAAAACUUCCUUGCAAUAAGAGCAUACUAAUUUAUAUAUUGCUCAUAUAUAUACAUAUAUAUAUAUGUACAUCUAAGAUUAAUGAUAGAGACUGAAACUUUACAUUUAUAUACUUUGUGCAAUGUUAUUGAUCAAUUAUUGAGGUAUCUUAUUUAUUGAGGAAACAUUGUUAUCGCUAUUUGUGCCAUUCUAACUUCACCGUUCCCCAGACAACAAAGUCUCGGCAAAAUCAUGCAAAUCUAGGAUUGUUUAUAAUGCUAAACAUUUAUUGUAUAUUUGUCUUAAAAUUUCGAAUAUAUAUACUUCCCCCCCCCCCGAAAUUGUAGUAAUAUAAGCAAUAAUUGCAUAUUGCCAGUAAUUAACAGCAAAUAGCAGCAUUAAAGUUACCUUUUAUUGUCGACAAUAUGAUAGCGUUAUGUGAGUUUAUAGAUUAUAAUAAAUAAUUCAGCAACAGCACAAAUUUUGAUGAUAAAGACUUUAAAG
Messenger RNA from Cyphomyrmex costatus, 1783 nucleotides. RefSeq names its product transmembrane protein 64. NCBI's taxonomy places the organism in Eukaryota, Metazoa, Arthropoda, Insecta, Hymenoptera, Formicidae. The coding region runs from base 87 to 944 and encodes 285 amino acids. The transcript has 4 exons. The record is from RefSeq and is a predicted model, not a curated record. Gene Ontology annotation, cellular component: endoplasmic reticulum. Gene Ontology annotation, biological process: regulation of cytosolic calcium ion concentration.